AACUUUAUUGAAGAGUAUUGCAGUUCAAAGUACUUACCAAGGUUCAUAGAACAAAUUACAGGACCUGGUUUAGGCAUUAUUCCUUGUUGGCAUGCAGAACUCUGUUGGAAGGAUGGAAGGUGGGACACUGGCUCACCCCUCAUCGUCUCCACAUUCACUUGGGCCCAACACAAGUGAGUACACAACGAAAAGUGUGAAAACCUUGCAUAUGCACCUUUCCUUGAAUUGGAACUGGAAACUUUAACCUUUUUUUGCAGAGGCACACACAAACUGUUAUACUAUUAAUCACUCCCUGUCUAUCCCGAAGCUCUUUGCAAUGAUGUCAUCUAUUUAUGGACAGGCAACAGAAAAGGCAGAGGUUCUACCUUCCAAGAGUUACUGGAUGCUAUACUAACAGGGAAGCAGUGUAAACGUUCAGGCAAACUCUCGACCUUAACAGCAGAGCAGCACACUGCAGCCUAAAGGUGAUCAUAUUCAAUAAACUGACCCUGAGUAAAAUGUAUUGUCAAAGGAGACCGGAAGUUACUAUUGCACGUUCUGUGAAAACACGAUCGUUCCUAUCCAGCCUAAUAGUAAUUGUCAGCGCGUUGGGAUUCAGGCUCCGUUGCAAACGCCAGUUUCACAUCCUCGUCCGUUGCGCAAUUCGAGGACUCCCAGGGCGCGCGCGACCCAAGCCAGCUUUGCAAAGCUGCAUUUUUCGGUCUGAGAGGAUCCGCCGGGCAAACUCCUUCCCCGCCCCUCCAGGCACGUUGCAGCCAUUUCCCUCGGCCCCUUUCUAGGAAGCAAUCUGGAGGGCUGCUGGCGCGGCUCAGCCGCGGCGGGACUCUCGGAGCGGGGCGGCGUUGCCCUUUUAAGACGAACCGUGUCAAGCUCGUGACGUCAGGGGAGUGCAGAGAUCUAGUCGCGGUGCCGCUUGCCCCUCUUUCUGUUAUUUCAGGCAGAUGCGGGGAAGUCGGAGGGGAGGCGGGUGGCUCUCCUGCCGGACGGAUUGGCUCGGGGCUGUUUUGCCCGCUCUGCUCUGCAGCCCAGGACGCUGGAAGCCACCUCUGGAGCGCCCCCCCUUUCCCGCGGCGGAGAGUUUUCGCUGAUUUUUUCCCCCUCUCGCUUUUCCUCCUUGCCAUGCACCAGGAUCUAACAACCGCCAGCGGCGGCGGCGGCGGCGGCAGCAGCAGCAGCAGGAGGAACUUCCCAAACAGGAACCUAAUGGCUGCGAAGGUGAACAUCUGAGCGCAAAGUCUUUCCCCAUCCUGCCCGGGGAAGAAAGAAGGCUGUGCAGAGCGUGCGAGGGAGAGCCGGCAACCAUGCGCCCGGGGGCUCAGCACUGAUGCCUGCGUCGCUGCCCCCGGCGGGAGAAUUCAGAGGCUCUCCCUCCUCUGGGGCGCCGCAAGCCGGGAACGUGUGACCCGGAGGCGCAAGGAGAAGAAGAGAAAGCGGGAGGAAGACUCGGCUCCGGCCGCCUGGGACUCCCGAGGCCGCCUUUGAACUUCCCUUGAACUCCCGGUUGCGCCUCUCCUUGCCUGGUCCCUUUCCGCCGGGAGAUUUAUUGUCCUUGCUGCAGUUUUUCGAGACGUUGUAAUUGUCUCUUUAAAAUAUACCUACACACAAACACACACCCCCAGAACUAUUUUUGGCCAAUAUCAUGGCGAUGAAAGGGGCUGUCGCAAACACCGGGAUCUUGUUAGUUACAGCCAACGUUGGAUCCCUGUUCGAUGAUCCAGAAAACCUACAGAAGAAUUGGCUUCGGGAAUUUUAUCAGGUUGUACAUGCACAUAAACCACACUUCAUGGCAUUACACUGUCAAGAGUUUGGAGGGAAAAACUAUGAAGCAUCUAUGUCUCACGUGGACAAGUUUGUUAAAGAAUUGCUAUCUAGUGAUGCAAUGAAAGACUACAACAGAGCCCGGGUUUAUCUGGAUGAAAAUUUCAAGUCGCAGGAACAUUUUACGGCACUGGGCAGCUUUUACUUUCUACAUGAAUCCUUGAAAAAUAUUUACCAAUUUGACUUUAAAGCUAAGAAGUACAAAAAAGUUACGGGGAAAGAGAUCUAUUCAGAUACGUUAGAAAGUACACCUAUGCUGGAAAAAGAAAAGUUCCCACAGGAUUAUUUCCCUGAGUGCAAGUGGUCCAGAAAAGGAUUCAUACGAACAAGAUGGUGUAUUACUGACUGUGCCUUUGACUUGGUAAACAUUCAUCUUUUCCAUGAUGCUUCCAAUUUAGUUGCUUGGGAAACAAGCCCAUCCGUUUACUCAGGAAUAAGGCAUAAGGCCCUUGGUUACGUACUUGACAGAAUUAUAGAUCAGCGGUUUGAACGAGUUUCAUAUUUUAUCUUUGGUGAUUUCAACUUUCGACUGGAUUCAAAGUCAGUGGUGGAG
Messenger RNA from Python bivittatus (Burmese python), 2371 nucleotides. The record is from RefSeq and is a predicted model, not a curated record. NCBI's taxonomy places the organism in Eukaryota, Metazoa, Chordata, Lepidosauria, Squamata, Pythonidae.